Messenger RNA from Aedes albopictus (Asian tiger mosquito), 912 nucleotides. Its product is annotated as INO80 complex subunit C. Bases 155 to 499 code for a protein of 114 amino acids. NCBI's taxonomy places the organism in Eukaryota, Metazoa, Arthropoda, Insecta, Diptera, Culicidae. Gene Ontology annotation, biological process: chromatin remodeling. Gene Ontology annotation, cellular component: Ino80 complex. The record is from RefSeq and is a predicted model, not a curated record. The transcript is spliced from 2 exons.
AAUGCAACAUGGCAAUCAGCUGAUCGAAUCGGUUCAAAUCCAGUUGGAAUUUCCUAUGCUGCGAGGCAACCCUGCUGCUUGUUAUGUUGUAAAAUUUUGUUUGCAAACACCGCUUAUCCAGCUCUUCUUCAGUCAGUCAAAAAUCUAGUUAAAAAUGAGUGAUACUCAACUGCCAUCGUUCAAACGAAUGAAUCUGGCCCAAACGAAUCCCAUCGCGGGUAACAAGAAGCGAACCUGGAAGUCCCUGAAGCAAAUCACGGCCUACGAGCGUACCCUGCCUUGGAAGGAUACCGAUGUCACAUAUUCCUCCAUCAAUGCCCCGCCAUCGUUCGUGCCGGCCAAGAAGUACUCGGACAUCUCCGGUCUGAUCGCACCGUACACCGACCCACAGACCAAGCUGCACUACCACAACGCGGAGGAGUUCCAAACGGUGCGCAGCUUGCCCAUGGAUCUGACGGCGGGCUAUCUGGCGCUCCGGGGUGCUAGCAGUAUCGUUUGAAGAUGCUAGUUUAGGUUUUGAUUUUAAUUGGGUUUUUAAAUUAGGAAAAAUUCAAUGAUUUUUUAUUUUUAAACGAAAGAGCACCUUUUUCUGAGCCGCUAUGAUUUUUUUCAGAUUUUUAGAACUUUAUUUUGGUAUCUAAAAUCAAUUUCAAAGAGAUUUUUUGAAAUCACCUUUUGACAGCUUGGCAACUGCUUGACAGCUCCGCUCAGUACAAAAUGCGACGAGGGGUGAUUCGACAAAUCGCUCCCAUACAAAUUUCAAAUUGAUUUUUGAAUAGGUUCCCGGGCACCAAAAUUGAUGAAAAUUUGGAUUUCGGCUCAGUUUGGCAUGCAGAUUCAGAAUAUGGAAUUAUCUCAACACCACUAAAGAAGCCAAUUAUUAGCCAUUUGAAUAGAAGCGUAUUACUAAGA